This is a messenger RNA of Geodia barretti, 3925 nucleotides long. Lineage: Eukaryota; Metazoa; Porifera; Demospongiae; Tetractinellida; Geodiidae. The record is from the annotation of a GenBank genome assembly.
GUUUCUCUGCACUUUGCUGUUUAAACCGCAAAUAGUGACUCUUUAGUGUGGACAUAGAUUAUCCGUAGGCUAUUAUAAUCUAUGGAUGGUGUGGAUGAGUGGCUAUCUCCGUCGAAUUCCAUUCACAUGUAAUGUAAGGCUUUGAUUGGACAUUCCGAUCAUUUCACGUCUGCCGUAGCAACACACACAGAGCAGUGGGAGUGCAAUCCACUCGAUCUUUUGUUCAACCGCAACUCCCCUCUCACUGGAUCUCCCCUCCGCCGGCUGUUAGGUUUGCGAGGGCCGGUGUUAUCGUGCGCCUGCCGUGGAAAGACGGGUUCGGUGACGUCCAGCAAGUCAGGGGGCGACAAUAUCUAGGAGAACAUCAUGGCAGAGUUCCCAGCCUGUGCCCAGACAAUGGUGGGCAAUAACAUCGGAGCCUGUUUCCUCCAACUCACCGGGGCGGCCAUCACUGUGAGGUUCACCCAAACCAACGACACUGCCUCGUGGCCCUACAACUGCAUCAGACAGUUUCGAGCCGACGAAGACACAAAACAGUUCAGCUUUUUUUCCGGCCGCCGAGGACCCUACGGAGUCGCAGAGUACAAGUUUGAUAUGACGGAAAAGAUGUUGCUGGCACUACAAGACGCGCUCACUCAGUUCACCGGUGCCCAGUUUGGUCUGGGUCAGAUCUCCACCCCCGGUACCGGUAUUGGGAACAUCGGAGGAUGGACUGGAGGGAAUGGGGUAGGGGUACUCCCACCUGACUCCACCCGCAGCCCGAGACGAGACCCGCUACCCCAGAUCCCCGGUACCCCGCCCAGUAAUCAGGAGUUGCAUGCGGGGUACUCCACUCACAGGGCACACUUCCAGCAGAUACACUCAGCCUCAGACGUGUUUGCCACCCUCCCCAAUCCUCGCAAUCGUCAAGAGUCUCUCUCUUCUUCCGUCGGCCGACCGCUUGUCCCGGCCCCAUACGACUCCCAGACAAUGGACGCCAGGAGGAGAAGGGGUGCCCCCUCAAUCAACACUAAAUAUACCUACCACGAGGUCGUUGGGAAUUUCCCCCAGCCGGCUGGACUUUCUGCAGGUUCUGCCGUUGCAGUUUUGAGUGGAAUGGGUCGAAAGAUGAGUCACGGAGACGAGGUCUUUGGCUCAAGAACCAUGCAGAGCCCUGUCAGGAAUGCCAGGUUGGUGAGGCAAUAUACAGCCCCCACUCAUCGGACAAGAAACAUUUUCGAAGAAACAGACUCCCCUGCACAGAGUGGGGUGUUCAGUCCACCACCAUCUGAAUCAGCUGAAGACGGAUCCUCCGAUUUGGAUUUCGGACUGCUCAGAAGAAGCUCACCUCAGGUUGAUCGCAAGAACACCACCAGACGAGGUCGCAUCUCUCCAAACUCACCUCAUGACGACGUGUACAGUGUCCCCCGACCUUCCGGCUCUACCUCGAGCCCUCCCCUCAUCCCACCCAACACCUCGACUGACACGCUCUAUCAGGUCCCCCGUCCAAACUCUGUCGAUCAUCUCUCGCAGGAAUCGGCCGAGAUCCCCGCGUCGUUUGCCAUCUCCCCGACGCAGAAAGACAACGUCUACAGCGUCCCCAAACCAGGGAGCGAUCUCUACAGUGCUCCGCGACCACAGAGACAGAUGAGCAGGGACGAGAUUCCAACCACACCAGAUGUGGGUGGGUCAGUCAUAUACAAUGUCCCUUCAUCCAGACCAUUACCUAUACAACAGCAGCAGCAGCCGGUUCAUCCGCAGAUGGUGAGACCGCCAGAAAGCGGCCAAGAGCUUUACAACACCCCCAGAGCCGUGGCGUUAAAUGGUCACGAUCACCAAAUCCACACGUUGGCCAGCACCCACCAGAUUCCCACAAACACGCCCCAAACUCCGCAGAAUGGUCACGAGCUCUACAACGUUCCCCGCUCGGCCCUAGAGAGCACUAGACAAGAGGAAGACGAAGCACUGUACAAAGUCCCCCGAUCCCUCGAGGCACCCCCAGACUUGUACAAUGUUCCAAAGCCAUCACAGACUCGGUCAAGCUACGACACCUUGCGCGAGGUGCAGAAUAGUGCCGACUAUAGAGCUAAUAAAGCUGGGAGCAUCCCCACAUCUGCCACACCUGUUCACCAGCAAAACAUCAUCAGACAACCCAUCCCUACACCAGAGCAAGAAACAUACAGCGUUCCUCGACCAGCCAAUCCUCCCUCCCCAGUCGGUGGAAGAAGAGGAGACACGGCUAAUGGAAGGAAGUACCCCUAUGAUUACGUUGAUCAUCGAAUCCCGAGGGGUGAUAACAGGGGCGUCCUCAAAUCUUCACGCAGUCUCGAGUCCCUGGUAAGAAACCGAGUCACCCUCAGCCCAGACUCCACCCUUUCUUCGCAACCCCACGGGCUUGCGCAGAGGACGCCCUCCCCGCGCUCACUCAAUCACAAGUACAUAGAAAUAGACGUGGACGAGUUCAGAGAAACUUCUCCUUCCUCUCCGUCCUCCACUGGUAAGAGAUUUCACCUUCAGCCACAACAACAAAGACAAGAGAACGUGUACGCAGAGAUUUCGGAAUCUGAGUCAUCUGCUCGACGUCGCGGGUCACACCCGGAGAGCACCGGCCCACAGCAGGUGAAUGGUGGACCGGCAUAUACCGCUGUCAAUAACACACCACUACCAACGCAGCAAAGUAGGGUGUACGUACCACAGCAGAGCAACGGUAACAGUCUCAAUGUCAGUAAGGAAGCAAGGGCCCUGCACGAAGAAGGAUACGAGUUGGUUCUGCCGGCGGACGAAGCGGCUAGAAACCGCACCUUGCAACAGCAGAAACAGGCAACUCUACCUAUGAACAUCCACCGCACGCAGUCCGUGUCUACUUCUUUCAGCCGAAAUACUCACCAUCUCGCAAACGGGGGCCACCCUCAUGUUGGCGGAGAUACGAGUUUCUCCAAGUUCAGUACCUCAGGACCACAGAACAAUGGUACAGGGACUGAUGAGUAUGUCAUUGUCAAUCGUCGGGACAUGAAUCUGCCACCCACUCAACCCAGGGACAUCCCCGUUCCCCUUCUCCACGACAGUGGGUUCUCUGAAUCACAGGGUCUAAAUACAGGGACACCCUCGAGGAUUCUCUUUGAGGACGAAUAUGAAGUCAUGUCUCAGUCAAGAGGGACACAGUGACCCGACAGCCUCAGUUUGCAAUGGUCCUUCGGUACCCACCAAGAAAAGGGGAUCUGUCCCAUCCUCAAAUGGGACUCCCACUGGUGCCCGCAGUAUCAAUCGCAGUGUCCGGGACUCCCUCGAUUUGGACAGCAUUGACAGCGGUAGUCGAGCUAGCCUGGGGUCAGGAAGCCACCUGGACGAACUGGUGGGCUCACUAAGCCCAAUUGAUGCAGGGGUUCCCCCGAUGCCUCCUCCGCCCUACAACGGCAAUGGUGGUCCCGGGAGGAAAAGUGUCACCAGAAUCGCCUCUGGAAGUCCUCAUGACAUCAGCCUGUCGAAAGAACUCAAGUUCCACAGCAACUCGGUUGAGAACAUACUGGACGAGGAUGAGAAGAACCGGAAGUACGAGAAUGUGACGGAUGAAGAUCUGGCAGCCAAACAUGCCCUCUCUGCCAGCCACCAGCAGUAUCCUGCUGGGCACCACAAGAAACCACCCAUGCCUCUGCCUCGCCCAGCCCGGCUUGUACAAUGAGCAUUUUUUUUCCUCUCCAUAUGUUGUAUCAUAGCUUUUUGUGUCAUUACCUUCAUCGAUUUUUGUGAUAUUUUUUGUUAUAGCUCUCUGCUUUUUUUGGUGAAAGUGUGUAUUAUAAUCGGGUUUCAGCUGCAUCCGUUCAUUGUUUUGUUCUCUUGUAUAUAACUGUCCUAAAAACCUUUCCCUCAUUAAGUAUGGUAGGGCUGAAGGUGUCGCUAUAAGCGCAUCUAUGGCAAGCGAAGUGUAACAAAACUAAAUGGCACGUUC